UACAUCUCUUAUCGGAGAAUCGGGUGCCUUGGGUUGGCGAUCUCACUACUUCCGCUUGAUUCAGAAUUUACUCCACGCCGGGGGCUUUUCGAGAUCGCAUGCAUUUAGCAGUAUCGACGCUGCAGGGGCUUCACCUGGCCGUUCUAAGCUCAAUGGUCACAACCACCUCGUCGAAUCCGGCCCCUAUGGGAGACGAUGAGUUCGGCAAGCCGGGGCAGCAGAUGUGGGGGUCUCUUCAUGCGAAUAUCAGGAUGAACAUGUGUUCCUUACGUGGGCAAGUCGAUGUCUACAUUGCAGAUCAUGGCCGAUUACAAAGUGAUAAGUGGGGAGCUAUCUCGUGGCUGCAUGCUGAAUCUGCGACCAUGCACUCACAUAGUCGAGUAGGUGCCUGGAGAUUGUAAAUCGGUCCUUGAUGGGAAAUAUGCCCCUCAUGGGUUGGACAUAUUUCGAUCAAGAAG
This is a messenger RNA of Aspergillus fijiensis CBS 313.89, 458 nucleotides long. RefSeq lists its product as uncharacterized. Bases 99 to 401 code for a protein of 100 amino acids. The transcript has a single exon. Lineage: Eukaryota; Fungi; Ascomycota; Eurotiomycetes; Eurotiales; Aspergillaceae. The record is from RefSeq and is a predicted model, not a curated record.